This is a messenger RNA of Scomber japonicus (chub mackerel), 7154 nucleotides long. It is a transcript of the gene myo7ba, whose product is annotated as unconventional myosin-VIIa. Gene Ontology annotation, molecular function: protein binding; ATP binding; cytoskeletal motor activity. NCBI's taxonomy places the organism in Eukaryota, Metazoa, Chordata, Actinopteri, Scombriformes, Scombridae. The coding region runs from base 1 to 6699 and encodes 2232 amino acids. Gene Ontology annotation, cellular component: myosin complex; cytoskeleton. The record is from RefSeq and is a predicted model, not a curated record. The transcript has 47 exons.
AUGCUGCAUUUGAGUAAGGGUGAUUUUGUGUGGGUGGACUGUGGUACUGAGGUGCCUAUUGGGGCGGAGGUCAAGGUGACAGACACUGGUCAACUUCAGCUGAUUGACGAUGAAGGAAAGGAGCACAAGAUCAACAAGAAGACUGAGGGCACCAUCCGGCCUAUGCACCCCACCUCUGUCAAGGGUGUGGAUGACAUGAUCAUGCUCGGUGACCUCAAUGAGGCGGGGCUCCUCAGGAACCUCCUGGUGCGACACAUCGAAGGCAUCAUCUACACAUACACAGGCUCCAUUCUGGUUGCGGUCAACCCUUACCAGCUGCUGCCCAUCUACACCACAGACUAUGUGCAAAUGUACACAGAUCGACGUCUGGGCGAGCUGCCGCCGCACGUCUUCGCCAUCGCCGACAGCUGCUUUUUCAACAUGCGGCGCAACCAAAAGAACCAGUGCUGCGUCAUCAGUGGAGAAUCAGGAGCGGGGAAAACUGAGAGCACCAAGCUCGUGUUGCAGUUCCUGGCUGCAGUGAGCGGGCAGCACUCCUGGAUCGAGCAGCAGAUUCUUGAAGCCAACCCCAUUUUGGAGGCUUUCGGUAAUGCCAAAACCAUCCGCAAUGACAACUCCAGUCGCUUCGGGAAGUACAUCGACAUCAACUUCACCAAAGGAGGGGCCAUUGAAGGGGCCCGCGUUGAGCAGUACCUGCUGGAGAAGUCUAGAGUUUGUCGUCAGGCACCUGAGGAAAGAAACUACCACAUCUUCUACUACAUGCUGAUGGGUUUGCCAGCUGACCAGAAGAAGAUCCUGUCACUUGGGAGCGCUGCUGAGUACAACUAUCUGACCAUGGGUAACUGCACCAGCUGUGAAGGGCGCGAUGAUGUGAAGGAGUACGCCCACUUCCGCUCAGCCCUGAAGGUCCUAAUGUUCACAGACAACGACUCCUGGGAAAUCUCCAAACUGCUCGCCGCUAUCCUUCACAUGGGAAAUGUGGACUUUGAUGGCACCAUAGUGAAUAACCUGGAGGGCUGCAACGUCAAGUCAUCAUCAAGUUUCAACAUGGCCAGCAAACUUUUGGAUGUGGACUCCAAACAUCUGGGCAAGAGUCUGACUAAGCGCUCCUUCUUGACAGCCAGAGAGAGCGUGACCAAAACUCUGACCUCUGCUCAGGCUGUGGACGGCAGAGACGCCUUUGUCAAGGCUAUUUAUGGAAGACUCUUCAUUUGGGUGGUGGGCAAAAUCAACACUGCCAUCCACAAGACCUCUGAAGACUCCAAAGAGACUCAACAGUCCAUCGGCCUUCUGGACAUCUUCGGCUUUGAGAACUUCGAAAAAAACAGCUUUGAGCAGCUGUGCAUCAACUUCGCCAACGAGCAGCUGCAACAGUUCUUCGUCAAGCAUGUUUUCAAGCUGGAGCAGGAGGAGUACGCCCGCGAGAACAUUGUCUGGGAGCGUGUCGACUACAAAGACAACCAGGGAACCCUGGAUGUGCUCGCCAACAAAUCUCUGAACAUCCUGGCUCUUAUUGAUGAGGAGAGCAACUUCCCCAAGGGCACAGACACCACAAUGCUCCAAAAAAUGAACCAGCACCAUGGGAAAGGAGACAUCUAUCUUCCACCCAAUAACAACUACGAGACUCAGUUUGGAAUCCGUCAUUUUGCCGGAGUUGUCAACUACGACUCAAAAGGUUUUCUCGAGAAAAACCGUGACACCCUCAGCCCAGAUCUGAUCCAGCUCGUUGAGACCUCCGAAAACAAGCUCCUCAAACAGGUGUUCCACAACGAGCUGGCCUCCAGUACAACCAAGACCAGCUCCAACCCCAGGAUGAACUUCACCUCAAGCAAGAGCUCUCUGAGGCAUGCAGCUGAGAAGAAGCGCACCCCGACUUUGAGCGGUCAGUUCCGACAGUCUCUGGACUCCCUGAUGAAAACGUUGACUGCGUGCCAGCCCUACUUCAUCCGCUGCAUCAAACCCAACGACUUCAAGAAGCCCAUGCUGAUUGACAGAGGCCUGUGCCUGCGUCAGCUGCGUUACUCUGGCAUGAUGGAGACAAUCCGGAUCAGGAAAGCCGGAUACCCGGUCCGCUACACCUUUGAAGAGUUUCUGGGCCGCUACCGUGUCCUGCUGAGAACUUCCCUCUGUGAUCCAAAAACAGAAAGCAAAGAGAAAUGCUGCGAAAGCAUUUGUGAGACUGUGCUUGACGGAAAGGGCGACUGGAAGACUGGAAAGACAAAGAUAUUCCUGAAGGACAUCCACGACAUGAUGCUGGAAGUGGAGCGAAUGAAAGAACUAAACGUGAAAGCACUUGUCAUCCAGAAGGUCAUGAGAGGCUACAAAUACAGGAGGGAGUUCCUGAGGAAAAGGAAGAGCGCUCUCGUCAUUCAGAAAUACUGGAGAGGACACAAAGGAAGAAAGCUGUACAAAGUGGUCCAGCUGGGCUUCGCAAGGCUGCAGGCUCAGGUUCGCUCCCGCCAGCUCCACUUCCUCUACAACAAGAAGCGGGAGGCAGCCGUCGUGCUGCAGGCCAAUGCCAGAGGAUAUCUGGCCAGGAAGGAAUGGAAACGCAAGAGAAACGCCGUGAUCCUCCUGCAGACGCAGACCAGGGGCAUGCUGGCAAGAAAGGCUCUGAUGAAGAUGAAAAGAGAUAAAUACCUCUCUGAUAAAGAGAGAGAAGAGGAGCAGAGGAUCAUCAGGGAGAGACAGAGACACCUGGAGGAAGUGCUGAGGCAGAAGAGAGAGAAUGAGGCCAAAUCCCAGUCAGAGUCCAUCACAGACCAGGAGAUGGUGGACAGCAUGUUUGACUUUUUGCCCCCUGAGAUUGGACAAGAGGGACAAGCACCUGUGGGAUUCGAGAAUUUCGAGAAGAAAAGGGCCACUAUGGAGGUGAUCGACAUAGACGACUUCCCCAUGGAGGAAGAGCUUCCCGAAGAAGACUACGAAGACCUGGACGAGUACUCCUUCUCCAAAUUUGCUACCAUGUCCUUCCAGGGUGCAGCCACGGCCACGCACAUCCGCCAGAGGCUCCGACAGCCCCUGCUUUACCACGAGGAGGCAGAAGAUAUCACGGCUUCGUUGACAGUGUGGUGGAUCAUUCUGAGGUUCAUGGGAGACCUCCCUGAGCCAAAGAAGCAGGUGAAGGUUCACGCAAGGCAGAACCCUGUGCAGGAACGCUCAGUGCUGCAGGACGUGAUGAACAGAAAGGACAGACGUCUCAGCCACAUGGUUGGCCUGGAUCAGAGGGUGCUAAGGAAUAAAACUCCAAGAAAGGAUUCCACAAUCCCUGAGGAGUCGACACCAAACAGGAAAGGCUCCAUUUUCACAGACCUGUUGGCAAAAAACAGAAAAUUGUCUGCAGUUCCCAGCGAAGGGGCUUCAAACCAGAAGGUAUACACCGUACCGGAAGGGAACCCUCGGGCAAGGAAGGGAUCCACGUUCACCGACAUGCUGUCCAGAAACAGAAAAGUAUCCACUGCUCCAGAUUUGGGAGCCCCAAGAACUAGCUUCAGGAAACCGUCAAUCAUCAUGGAGGAGUCCGACAAUAUGACCGAAGUGUCCAAGCCUCCAGCCCUGCAGACUCUUAAGGAGGACAGUGAUGUCAUGACCGAUCCAGAUGAUAGUGCCACUCUGGAUCGACCGCUGACGACUCUGGAAAAACUCCACGCCAUUGUGGGAUACGGCAUCAUCAGGCGUGACCUCAGGGACGAGAUUUACUGUCAGAUCUGCAAGCAGCUUCAGGAUAACAACAAUCGCAACAGCUACCACCGCGGUUGGAUCCUGCUGUCGCUCUGCUUGGGCAUUUUCUCUCCAAGUGAUAGCUUUAUAAGGUACCUCCAAAGUUUCAUCCGCUCCGCUCCAGGGGGCUAUUCUUCCUACUGUGCUGAAAGGCUGCGGCGCACUACAAUGAACGGAGUGCGAGGCGAACCUCCAGCCUGGAUGGAGCUUCAGGCAAUCAAGGCCAAAAAGAACAUGAUUGUGUCUGUGGCAGUGAUGGAUGGACGCACCGUCAACCUGCCUGUUGACUCAGCAUCUACCUCUAAAGAGGUCUGCCAGAUCCUGGCCAACAAAAUCAAACUCAAAGACACAUUUGGAUUUUCUCUCUAUGUGGCUCUGUAUGAGAAGGUGUGGGCUCUGGGCAGCGGCCGGGAGCACGUGCUGGACGCCAUCUCUCAGUGCGAGCAGGAAGUGAAGAGGAGAGGAGGGCAGGAGCAGCACGCUCCCUGGCGUCUCUUCUUCCGCAAGGAGGUCUUCACCCCCUGGCAUGACUGCAAAGAGGACAAGACCAGCACGGAGCUCAUCUACAAACAGAUCGUCCACGGUCUGAAGACUGGAGAGUACCAGAGUAAAAAGGAGGAUGAUUUUGUUCAGCUCACUGCAAAACAUUUAUACAUCCAAAACGGCUCAGACAGCAGCCCAGAAAAGGUGAAGGCAGCUGUGCAGGAGUGCAUCAACAGCUCCCUGCUGGACGCCAAGUCAGAGGACAAAUGGGUGCAGAUGGUCAGCACGGCUCACACUGAGGGUUCCUUUGUGAGUUCAAAGCAAAAGGCAGAUUCAGUGAAGGCAGAGAUUGUGGACUACGCCCGGGAGACGUGGCCCAUGUUCUUCUCCAGGUUCUUUGAGGUUGUCAAGCUGUCAGGUCCUCCACUGGCUAAAAGCAAGUUCAUCGUGGCCAUAAACUGGAAUGGCAUCACCUUCCUGGAUGAGAGAGAGAAGAGGCUGCUGGAACUCUCCUUCCCAGAAGUCAUGGCAGUCAAUGCCACAAGGAGCAGUAAAGCAUCUGGCCAUGCAGUGAGCAUGCUGACUCUGAAAGGAGAUUUCACCCUGAGCGGAUCCGCAGUGGAGGGCAUGGCCGAGCUGAUCACCAUGUUCCUCAGCGGACUCACGGAGCGCUCUCAGUACGCCGUGACUCUGACGGAAGUCGACAGCCGAGAUGACCCCACGUUGCUGAGCUUCAAGAAAGGAGAGCUCAUCAUCGUUAUCAAAGACAACGAGCUAUCUCAGGAGCGCGGCUGGCUCAAGGGUCAACAUGAAAAAACGAAGAAAACAGGAGCCGUCUCCACUGAGUCCAUCCUGGUCCUGCCCACGCUCACCAAACCCUCUCACGAGAUCAUGAACCUCCUCAACCUGUCUCCUAACCAGAGGAAGGAUGCCAUAAAAGCAAACCUGAAAGAAACAGGCACAAUGGAGAGAUUAGCUCUUGCCACGCUGAAAGAAUUCUCCAUGGAGUAUUUCAGGCAGCCCUCUAUGGACGUGAACCGGCAGGUGAUUGCUAGGAACGCUCCUCCCGAGAGGCUGUGGGUGAACUCCAGAGAGCCAAUCAGACAGCCCCUCCUGAAGAAACUGGUGGGAAACCCCAAGCUCAGCCAGAAAGCCUCUGUGGCCUUCACUGCGAUCCUGAAAUAUAUGGGAGAUUACCCCACCAAGCAGAUGCAGAGUCCUCUCGAGCUCACUGACCUGAUCUUCCGCCCCGCCACUGAAGAUGAGGCGUUCAGGGACGAGGUCUACUGUCAGAUCAUGAAGCAGAUGACAAGCAAUAACAACCGGUUCAGCGUGGAGCAGGGCUGGCAGCUGUUGUGGCUGUGCUGCGGCCUCUUUCCUCCCAGCCAGCCUCUUCUGAGGCACACCAAGCGAUUUCUGGAGACGCGACGCAGAGAGCCUCUGGCCUCUGACUGUCUGCAGCGGCUGCAGAGUUCACUGAGGAUGGAGCCCAGGAAACUCCCGCCACAUCAGGUGGAGGUCGACGCCAUCCAACAGAACAGCACUCAGAUCUUUCACAAAAUCCACUUCCCCAACGACACAGAACAGAUAUUUGAGGUAGCAACCAGCACUAGGAUCAAGGAUCUCAUCCAGAAUAUCAGCAACAAGCUCGAGCUGACUUCAGCAGACGGCUUCAGCCUUUUCAUCAAAACACAGGACAAGGUUCUCAGCCUGAAUGACGCAGACUACUUCUUCGAUAGUCUGAGACAAAUCUCAGACUGGUCCAAGAAAGCCUCUCGCAUGAAAGACGGUGGGACGGUCAACGUAUCCUACCUUGUGUUCUUCAUGAGGAAGUUGUGGUUCAAUGUGAUCCCUGGCAGAGACACAGAGGCUGAUAUUAUCUUCCAUUUCCCUCAGGAGCUACCCAAGUACCUGAGGGGCUAUCAUGUUUGCAGCAAAGAGGAAAUGAUCAGCAUUGCGGCUCUGCUCUUCAGGAUAAAGGUCAGCAAUGACAAGAGCCAGCUUGUCAUGAUUACCAAGAUGCUAAAGGAGCUGGUGCCUGCAGACCAACUGAAGGCCUUGUCUGAGAAUGAUUGGAAGAAGAGUAUUACCGCCACUUAUAACAAACAAGUUGGCAUGACUGUUGAUGAAGCUAAGAUGGGAUUUCUGAAGACGAUUUACCGAUGGGACACGUUCGGCUGUGCAUUCUUUGAAGUGAAGCAAACAUCAGAGCCAAAUUUUCCAGACAUUGUGCGAAUUGCUAUCAGCAAGCAGGGACUCACCAUCAUCCAUCCCAAAACCAAGGUGGAGCUGGCAAAUCACCCAUUCAACCGCAUCGCUAACUGGUGUAGUGGAAGUACCUAUUUUCACAUGACUAUUGGCAGUUUAGUGAAGGGGACCAAAUUUCUGUGUGAAACUUCGCUGGGUUACAAAAUGGAUGAUCUUAUAACCUCCUAUGUCAACAUGUACCUCAGAGAGAGGAGGGCAGGUCAAACCAGGAACCAGCGCGUCAACUGAGCCUCGCAAGUGAAGUAGCACGAGUGUGACGCAACUUGUGCCUCCACUCUGCAGCUGCAGAUUCAAACAUGUAGUUCAUACAAACACACACACACAUAAGGGCAGAGCAGAAACAGUUCCCAGUUUUAAAAAAGCGCAAUCAUCUUUACUUGUGCUCUGUGAAGAAAAAAAAAACACAUUGAUUUAUUGGAUGAAACAAAGUUGUUAUAGAUUUCUCACAUUUUAUUUAAAGCUUUGGUUUCUGACCUGAGGGGAAGGUUAUAUUGUGCACACAUUUUAUUUUAAGCUUUAACUGUGGCAAGAAUAUACUGUCAAUUCUAGUGACACUGUUUCAUGAUCCAUAAAUAAAACUAAAACUAAUUAUGUUCAAAAAUGUGUCUCCCAUCCGCAAACAAAAACCAUGCAAGUUGAAUAAAUAAAAAACAUUUUUAGAGAUAGGUCCAACCUAACUCAAG